UAUAUUUUAACUCAAGGCUUUUUCUUCUUAGAUAUCAGGAUAAGCUAUGACACAGGGGACACACUCUGAACAGAAGACUUUGAUGACUCAGGAUGACUGUGAAGUGGAUGUCUGUUCUGCUGAUCCUGCAAAUGGGUUGUUACUUAAGAUCUGGGAACUGUGGGAAGGUGUUGGUAUGGCCAAUGGAAUACAGUCACUGGAUGAAUCUAAAGACAAUACUGGAUGAACUUGUACAGAGGGGACAUGAAGUGACAGUUCUGAGACCUUCAGCUUCUAUCUUCCUUGAUCCCCAAAAGUCACCUGGUCUGAAAUUUGAGAGUUUUCCUACGUCUAUCAGUAAAGAUGAUCUAGACAAGGUUUUUACAAAGGCUGUGGAUGUAUGGACUAAUGAAGUACCAAGAGAAUUGUGUUUAUCCUUCUCUCCUUUGCUACAAAACCUGUUUGAGGAAUAUUCUAAUAGCUAUCUAAAGAUUUGCAAAGACACUGUUUCAAACAAACAACUUAUGACAAAACUACAGGGAUCCAAGUUUGAUGUCCUUUUUUCAGAUCCCAUUGCUCCCUGUGGGGAGCUAAUAGCUCAACUUCUCCAGAUCCCUUUUCUGUACAGUCUUCGCGCCUCUUCUGGCUAUACAAUGGAAAAGUUCAGUGGAAGAUUUCUAUUCCCUCCCUCUUAUGUACCUGUAAUUAUGUCAGGACUAGGUGGUCAAAUGACAUUCAUGGAGAGGGUAAAAAAUAUGAUGUGUAUGCUGUAUUUUGAUUUUUGGUUGCAGAUGUUUAACGAGAAGAAAUGGAGUCAGUUUUACAGUGAAACAUUGGGAAGGCCCACUACCUUAACUGAGACAAUAGGCAAAGCAGAAAUGUGGCUCAUUCGAUCCUACUGGGAUUUGGAGUUUCCUCGCCCAACGUUACCAAACGCUGACUAUGUUGGAGGUCUCCACUGCAAACCUGCUAAACCCUUGCCAAAGGAAAUGGAAGACUUUGUCCAGACCGCUGGAGAGCAUGGUGUCGUGGUGUUUUCUCUGGGGUCAAUGGUCAGCAACAUGUCAGAAGACAAAGCCAAUGAAAUCGCAUGGGCCCUUGCCCAGAUUCCACAAAAGGUAAAAAACCGAAAGUAUCCAAAGCUGAAAGAAGUGGAUGAUGUGCUUGGUGGAGCAGCUGUCUGGGAGAACGUGGACUCUACUGCAGAGCCGUGUCCAAAAUGUGAACAUCCCCGUGCCUAUUUCAUGCAGCUUCAGACCCGUUCUGCAGAUGAGACAAUGAUCACCUUCUCCAAGUGCCACAAUGCUCAGUGAGGACAUCACUGGAGAGACUAAGGGCAGGACUUACUCAGCUGCAGCCCUGAAUUUUGUGUGCUGAAGGUCUUUGCUGUGUGAUAGGAAGCUAACUCUUCUGUGGUGGAGGACCAGGGUGAAACAGGUCAUCUGCAGGUCAGCAGAUAAAGACCUUAAGGCACAGGGGCCUCCGUUCCUUGGGAAAUUCACAUGAGGAUAUUCACGUGGCUUCAGGUUCUAUUCUAUUCCUUCAUUUUUUGUAUUGAUAUAGUGGGUACUACCAUUAGAACUAGAAACUUGGUUUAUAGCCAAGGAUAAUCUUGAACCCUAUCCUUCUUGCCUCUGUCUCAGAAGUAUUAGAAUUAUAGGCAUGUGAACUAUGUCCAUUCUACGCAAUGCUGGGGAUUGAAUUCAGCCUCAUGCAUGCAGACAAGUACAGAUAAGUAACUCAGUCAUCUGAGCUAGAUCUUCAGCCAUUUAAUCUUUAAGAUAAUUUUUGUUUUUUUCUCUCUAGAACAAUUAUAAAAAUAUCCAUAAAAUCAUUAAAAAACACUUUAAAAUUCAGGAUUGACAUGAUACAGCUUCUAUGAUUAAUAACUAAACAAACCUAUGUUAUUUGAAUUUUCUGAAUAAUGUUUAUAGAAAUUUAAAGUAACCAAAAAUAUUUUCUAUUUCCAGCUAGGGAGAAAGGGCCACAAUAGAGCCUAUGCCUAACACUUACAAAAGUCUGUUUUUGAACCACAUUCAAAAACCUAUUAAAAACCUCAAUAAAUUUUAACAAAAUUUCAUAAGUCAAUCAAUCAUCUACAUUUACCAGAGUAUUUUUUAAUUACAAAACCAGGAGAACUCCAGAGAGAAGGGGGACUCCAUGUGUCUGCUUUUCACUGUUCUCUGAUGACCUUGUGAAUAUCCUGUAUCUUUUCCUUAGAAAUCAGCCAUCGAGAUGUCUAGAUAGGGUCAAUAGGUAUUUAUAUAAUUUAUGACUCCUAUGAAAUGUUAAGUCAUACUUAUGUCCCCAUGUCUUUGGAAAUAUAGGCCCCAUAAUCUCUUGCAUCUGUUUUCCUAGUGUUUUUCAUUUUUGACAACUUAAACUUUCAUUAGAAUUUUGAUUGUGGAGAAUGGGUAUCAUUAGAUGUGGGAAUAUAGAUCUCUGCAUGAGUCUCUUGUAGAAAGCCUCUUUACCAAAAUUAAUCAGAAUAUGAGUAACACAAGGCUGGAGGAUUUUCUUUAUGUCUUGUAAUUUUGAAGAUGAUUCUGUUUCAUCUUUUAGAACUCAUAGUUUCCAACUUAAUUAGGGUUGAAUUUACCCCCCAUAACAAGUCAUCCAGGUGCCCAUUAUUCUAUGGUUAUAAUAGAAACAUCAGUCUCAUCAUAGCUAAAUAAUACUGUAAACAUUUUUUCAUUUACUUUUAAGUCCAAUGAUGGUUUAUCAUUUUCCUUUAGUAAGGCUCUUAAAUCUACAUAGUCUUACUUGUAUUGAGUCCUUGCUCACAAACCAUGUUUAUUUGUGAAAGGCUUUAUAGACAUUAGUAAAAACUGCAAUUUUCCUUCUGGUUAAAGGACCAAUUUGUAGGCACUGUAUUCAUGACUGCAGUUUCCCCUGUUAAAUCUUCAUCACUGAUUCUGUAUGAACUAUGAUUGCAUUCAUGGAUAAACUACUGAAACCCAAUAAAAGUCCAACUCUUUGAGGCAUUAUAAAUCGCCAAUAUUCUGUGUGUAACCUUAAAGGACAUUGAAGAGAGGAAGCAGCAAUACGUAAGGGUGAGGACUCCCAAUAGCAGCACUUCCUUGAAUGACAUCUUGGAAAAAAAAGACUAGUUUGAUUAUAAUCUGAAGUCUGACAUCAAUGUUGUUAUUUAUGCCUUAAAAGCCUCUAAUUUUGUGGAUUCCUUAGGAGACCCCUAAACAUAUUUUCCUACUGUUAACUAGUAUUGUUUUUGUUUCCAGGCAAUGUAUUCCCAUCCUUAUCAAAUCUGUUUCAACAUUUCUUAACCCAAUGUUUUCUUUCCUUGCAUAUAGUGUAAAACCUGGAACUCAUUGAAUCUGAACAUACAAUUGUAGGAGCAAUUUACAUUGCUUCUUCAAGUAGUCACUUUGCUAACAUCUAUUUUUGUAAUGCAUAAAUGUUUAUAUCAGCUAAUUUUGCUCUUUGAUUGUAGAUCCCUAUAUUCUAAAGUUAAUUAACUUCGGAAAAUCCAGAACAUUUUCUAUCUCUCUUUGAAGCAUGAUUAAUCCUUGGCAAUCUUUAUCAACGUUUUCAAAAGCUAAGUGUUUUAAUAAUAACGCUCGAUUUUUUCCCCUUCUGCUAAAUUUUUAAUAGCAUCUUUGAGUUUCUCUAUGAAAACAGCCAUAAGGCAGAGAGGAACUUUCCAUUUUUACUACUUUCUUAGGCCUGAUCAGAUUCCAUUUCAGCUAAAUCUAGGAGGCCAUAGCUACAUCUCUAAUGUGGGAGAAGCUGUCAAAAGCAUAUUAUGCACCUGAUAAUCUAUUGAUACCAAUCUACCAAUCUCUGUCAGCAUUUCAUAUGUGAUAUUUAGGAUUACCCCAGUCCUUGCAUUUGAACUUUUUAUGGGCUUUCUCUGCAAAUCACACUUGCCACUGAAGAAGUCUGAAAGGGUUAAGAAACAUUUUAGCAAAUAUAUGGAAAUCAUACAGCAACCGUAGUGCAUUAUUGUUCCAACCAAAAAGAUUCAUAACGUCAUGAAGCAGUAGAUCCACAGAAAGAGCAAGCCUUCCAAAAAUCCUUCAUUUUAUCCAUGUGUAGCCCAUGCUAAACACUUUUAUUUUGUUGAAAUUACACUGAAACACCAAGCUGAGCUCAUGAGGUCAAGGAAUUGGUAAAUUAAUUCCUUUUCCUCUCAUGCCAUAGCUUGUCAAGGUUGUAAACUUAAGCUUUUUCAUAAAUUCUCAGAAAUCCUCAUCAAAAAGUAGAAAGAAUGCAAGGUUAGGUUGAAUAUCAGAUUACUUACCCUAUGCAUCAGGAGUGUCUUUAGAGAAUACAGGAAACAUUUUUAAAGGAGACUCCAAAAAUUGAGCUGAAGGAGCCAUCACCCGCAUAGUUGACAGUGGUGCUGUAUUUACUUUGAUAUUACCUACAAUGGGAAAUUUUUCUCAAUUUUCCUUCUUUCCUAAUUUUAUGAUGUUAUCAGCAAGUUUAUAUUUAUGCAAGGAAUUAGUCAUUUCUUCCUCUUGAUUAAUAACCUCCUUAUCUUCAUUUAGUAUUUUAUAAUAAUUCAAAUGAAUGCCUAAGUGACCCAAAUUAAAUGGGGAUAUCUUCCCCUUAUUUAUAUGCUUUUCCAAUAUUCAUUCAACUGUGCGAGAUAUUUCUUCAUCUAAAGCACUUUCUCCUGGAAACUUGGGGUUAUAAUCAUAAGCAAUAGUUAACUCUAAUCAGAGAAUCAGACAAUGUACAAUUUGAGGGUUUAGAAAGGUCAUAUGAUCAAGAAUCACAUGAGUGGAAGUUGUAUACAAUCAGUAUGACAAGCCUGUGUGACAAAAAAAAAAGUUUUUCCAUAGAGUCUUGUUUAGGAUUUUAUUGCUAUGUAGAGACAACAUGAUCAUGGCAUCUGUAAUAAAAAAUGCACUUAAAUGUGGUAGCUCAUUUAACCAUUAUCAUUAUAAAGGGAAGUAUGGUACUAUGCAAGCAAACAUGGUGCUGAACCUGAGCAUGCUACAUUUUGCAGAGAAAAAGGAAGUCCCAAGUUUGAAUUUAACAAAGAUAAUCCUGAGGAUCUGCCUCUUUCACAGGCUCUAAAACCUUUCCUGCAUAGUAUUGACACAUAAUAGGGAAUUAUGUCAUGCCUUGAAAGUAAUAAAUUGCAGAUAUCAGAGUUCAGUUUCUUAUGAAUAAACGAAGACAGAAAAAACCCAAAAUGUACCUUAUUAUCAGAAUGAAUAUGUAUAGUAUAAAAGCAAUCUUUUAAAUGCAAAACUAUUAAAGGCCAAUCUUUAACAAUAACUGUCUCUAGGUAAACCAGACUGUAAAGCUCCCAUUGGCCACAAGGUGGCAAUAACAUUUCAAAAGUCAUUCAAUCAUGUUCAUUUUCCAGAUUAUUUUUGAAUUAUAAAAUCAGGAGAAUUUCAAGGAGAAAAAGAGGUCUCUAUGUGCCUAUUCUCCACUGUUCUCUGAUGACUCUGUGAAAAGCCCAUAUCUUUUCUUUAGAAACAGACCAGACAGGGUCACUAGAUUUCAUUUAAUUUUGACUCUUAUGAAAAACUCAAGUCAUGUUUAUAAUCAUGUCCACAUGGGAAUAUAGGUUCCAUAAUCCCUUGUAAUUCUUCCUAGUCCUUACAUUUUCAAAAACUCAGUAAUUUCUUUAGCACUUCUGCUUGUGAAGUUGACUGAAAGUUACACUGAUAUAAACUUGACGCAAAGAGAUCUCAAAGCCCACCCCAUAGUGACUUACUUUGUCCAGCAAGACCACACCUACUGAUAUUGCCACUCCCUUAGGGGUCCAUUUUCUGUCAAACCAGAACAGAAAUGCACAAAGGGCAGUUUAAACUUUAUCUGGAUGACAAUAGUAAGCAGUAAUGGUUAACCUAAAAUAGAUCCACUCUAUCUGUUAUACCUGAAAGGAGGGUAAAAUACACUGACCAAAAGCAAUCUAGCAUUUUGAAGAAAUUAAGGUCACAAGACUCUUGUCUUGUUUUCUUAGAGUGUUUUCUCAACCACUCAGAAUUCUGCUCAUGUGACUCCAUUUCUGGAUCAUGUUCCAAAACAACACUAUGCAAAAUUACUCUUUGGAUGGAGAAGAUGAUUCCAUAUUGUUAUUAAUCAACACAUUGACAUUGUUUCAAAGAACUUCAGACCAAAGAGAAUUGUGGAUCAGGAAUAUUUGUCAUGAAUAAGUAAUCAAAGCCUAAAAACUUGAAAUUCAAUGAAAAUAACGUAUAAGAAGUUAAUAAAUGUAAAAGACCAAAAGCAUUUAAAAUAUAAUAGUGUUAAAAGUAGACUAUUAGAACUGUCAAAAUAUGUUCAUAUAAAAUAUUAGUCAUUAAUAAUGUGCCACUCUUCUCUGAGAUUGAAUUAUAUCCCCAUGGGAGUAUAUUAAAUAUUUUCAUUCAUCAUUAGCUAUCUCAUUUGUCUAAAAAUCUCUGCUUAGAAAAAUGAUGAUUAUGUUCAACCUGCCUGAAUGUAAAAAUAAGCACAGACUCUGCUGUCACAAUCUUCUUCUCAGUCUCACUAGAGUUCUCAAUAUUUACCCUUUCUGAUGUCUUCAUCCAUUUUUAUGGGAGGUAUUUACCUGUGUUAUAUUUAAACAUAAAAAGAUCUAUUUUUAAAAUUUCUCUUUUUAAAUUAUAAUAAAAUUGCAUCAUUUCUCCCUUUUCACUGUUUCUCCAAAACCUCUUAUAUUCAUUCUCCUUGCUCUCUUUCAAAUUUAUAGCAUCAUUUUUAUUAUUGUUGUUACAUACAUAUAUGCAUAUUAUAUAUAUUUAUACUCCUAAAUAUAAUAUAUUUAGUUUGUAGAAUGCUAAAUUUGGUUCUAGCAAUAAACAUGAUAUAAUCUUUAACAGGUUCUUUGGAGAUUUGAGGGCAAAAUACCAGACACCUUAGGACCCAAUACCAGAGUUUACAAAUGGCUCCCCCAGAAUGACCUU
Myodes glareolus (Bank vole) is the source of this 6869-nucleotide messenger RNA. The record is from RefSeq and is a predicted model, not a curated record. NCBI's taxonomy places the organism in Eukaryota, Metazoa, Chordata, Mammalia, Rodentia, Cricetidae.